AACAACAUGGCCGAUGAAAGGCCCACAGUUCUUGUCACUGGCUUUGGCCCUUUUGGCUUGCAUCAAAUCAACACAAGUUGGGCUGCUGUCCAGGAGCUACCAAACACUGACCUUGCACAGGAGGUCAAUCUGGUGAUAAAGGAGAUUCCUGUGGAGUACAUGGCAGUAGAUGAGCAGGUUCCUUCAUUGUGGAAUGAGGUCAAGCCAAAGCUCUGUGUACAUGUUGGUGUUCAUGGCCUUGCAGACAGCAUUCAGCUGGAGAUGUGUGGUCAUAACCAUGGUUAUAAUAGGCCAGAUGAGUCUGGUAAAAAGUGUGCCCAAGGCUGCUGUGUUGAUGGAGGAAGUGAAUGCUUGUUCACUUCUCUAGAUCUGGAUAGAGUGUGUUCUGAAGUGAUGACAGCUAAGAGCCCUUGUCUUGUAGGUACUUCAGAUGAUGCUGGAAGGUUUCUGUGUGAUUAUACUUAUUACAAAUCACUGCACCUUGGACAAGGCCGAGGCACCGUAGCAUUCGUUCAUGUCCCACGUGUAGACUCGCCAUAUAGCAUAGAAGAACUGGUGGUCUCUCUAAGACUCAUCAUCUUAGCAAUGCUAAAACAACUCAACUAGUGAAAUUGCCCUUUUGAAUUUACUGAGGAGUUGGGGGGAGAGGGGAGGGGGGGGGCAACUGUCACAGAUAUUAUCUCUGUAGAAUAGAAAGGUCACCUUUGCCUGGAACUAAAACAAAGUACCAGGAAUUGUUUUCCUGCAUAAGGUACAUUGUAAAUUGAAGGAGACCAGCUG
Messenger RNA from Orbicella faveolata, 780 nucleotides. Its product is annotated as pyroglutamyl-peptidase 1-like. Gene Ontology annotation, molecular function: pyroglutamyl-peptidase activity. Gene Ontology annotation, cellular component: cytosol. NCBI's taxonomy places the organism in Eukaryota, Metazoa, Cnidaria, Anthozoa, Scleractinia, Merulinidae. Gene Ontology annotation, biological process: proteolysis. The record is from RefSeq and is a predicted model, not a curated record.